AAAAAAGAAAUUGUCAAUAAGAAAGAGAAGGGCAACAAAAUCUAAUGAGUAUUUGACUAUCUAUCAUUCUCUCUCCACAAUUUAUUUCCUUUAUUAAUAAUUAAAAAACCCUUUUCUCGGCAAACCCAAAUAAUCCCUUUUUAUGCUUUUUAUACACUCUUCUUCACAACAACUUCUCUUCCUCAUUUUUGAAUUAGGGUUUCUAUUUUUUUCUGUUUCUUCUUCUCUUACAUCUCAAUCUCCUUCCUCCCCCAAUCGUCUAUUCUACUAGCCGUUAUUUUCUCUUCCCGCCAAUUUCAUUCUCAUCCUAGCCGUUGUUCCUCUUUUUUCAAAUUCCCGCCGUUAGAUCUGGGGUUUUUUUGUUUCCCUCAAAAUUUUGACUGUUGUUUGCUGGGCUUGACUCAAAAUGUCUGAGGUUGAAUUGGAGAAGAAAGUCGAAGAAGAGGAGGAAAAGAAGGUGGUGAAGGGAGAACUCUUGUUUUGUGGUUCCACGUGUUGGGAUUUGAUUGGUCGUCGUAAGGGCACUCUUGAAGGCAACUUGGUUUCCCCCACUCGCCUCCGCCCUUUCGUUGGUAUUGACAUCCGGUUUGUUGCCUCCGGUUGCGCAUCGUGUCAUUGUGUGGCGUUAGAUGUCGAAGGGCGUUGCUACACAUGGGGACGUAAUGAGAAGGGUCAACUGGGUCAUGGGGAUAAAAUUCAGCGUGAUAGGCCAACCGUUGUCUCUGACCUUUCAAAGUACAAAAUUACGAAGGCUGGAGCAGGGAGGAACCAUACUGUUGUGGUUACUGAAGAUGGUAAUUCCCUAGCCUUUGGUUGGAAUAAGCAUGGGCAACUGGGUUCAGGUUCAGUAAAAAAUGAAAUUGAGGCAUCUCCUGUUCGCUGUCUUGUGUCUGAAGUGAAAAGUACUGCAUGUGGGGCUGACUUUACCGUGUGGUUAACAUCUGCUGAAAGCGCAUCUAUACUGACUGCUGGCCUUCCACAGUAUGGUCAGCUUGGGCAUGGAACAGACAAUGAGUAUAAUACUAAGGAUAGCUCUGUGAGGCUUGCUUAUGAAGCUCAACCUCGCCCUAAAGCUAUAGCUUCUCUUGCUGGAGAAACCAUUGUCAAAGUUGCAUGUGGAACAAACCAUACAGUGGCUGUGGAUUCAAAUGGCUAUGUUUACACGUGGGGCUUUGGUGGAUAUGGGAGGCUCGGACACAGAGAGCAGAAAGAUGAGUGGGUCCCUCGUCGUGUUGAUGUCUUUCAGAGGCAAAAUAUUCUGCCUCCUGAUGCUGUCAUUUCAGCUGGUUCUAUGAACUCUUCAUGUACUGCCGGUGGUGGGCAGUUGUACAUGUGGGGCAAGAUAAAGAGUAAUGGUGAUGACUGGAUGUAUCCUAAACCUCUCAUGGAUUUAAGUGGUUGGAAUUUACGUUGCAUGGAUUCAGGCAACAUGCACCAUUUUGUUGGUGCUGAUUCCUCCUGCAUCAGUUGGGGCCAUGCUCAAUAUGGAGAGUUAGGGUAUGGCCCUAAUGGACAAAAAUCUUCAGCCAUGCCCAAAAAGGUAGAUAUUCUCGAGGGCAUGCAUGUUAUGAGUGUUGCAUGUGGUUUUGGCCAUUCCAUGGUUAUAGUUGAUAGAACAAAUGUUGGUGACCGGCUUGAUCAGCUUGAUAUCCAUGAUGGCAAAGCCACCUGUGAAGUGAAUGAGGAACCGGAGAAUAAAACUCCAGUUCCCACAAAAAGGAGUGCUGCUAAAGGUUCUGAUAAAUCGAAGAAGAGGAAAAAAUCAAAAAGCUCCUCAGAGUCGGAAGAGGAGGAACAGAGCAGUGAUGAUGAGAGUGACAACAGUGAAGAGGCUAAUGGAGUAAUGGACCAUAAGAAACGGUCAGGCGGGAAGAGCUCUGGCAGAGGUCGAGGUAAGAGGGCUAGUAGCACAUCAAAAGACGGAAAAGGUGCAGGGCAUGGCCGGGGUCGCCCUCCUUCGGCAAAUAAAAGCUCACAAUCUAACCAAGAAAAAACUGGAAAGCGGGGACGCCCUCGCAAGUCAUAACUCACAUGCUCCCUCACCAAAUCAGAAAUUUUGUUAUCUCUAUGUAGAGAUGAAAGUGUUCAUUUAUAUUGGCCGGUGUAUUUGCAUUAAUUUUUAUCCUUUUUUGUUCAAAAUUUGAUUUCAAAAAACUUUCUCACCUUACUAUCAUGCUUGGUUGUUCAAAACAACCUUACUGGACUAAUUCUUGUAAUUUGUGGUCAGGAAGUUGAGAAUUGUUCGAGUGCUGAUUGUACCAAAAUUCUUGUUUCAAGGAAAUUUUCUUAGUUCAUAUAUUCA
Mangifera indica (mango) is the source of this 2302-nucleotide messenger RNA. RefSeq names its product protein RCC2 homolog. Bases 407 to 2026 code for a protein of 539 amino acids. The record is from RefSeq and is a predicted model, not a curated record. The transcript is spliced from 16 exons. NCBI's taxonomy places the organism in Eukaryota, Viridiplantae, Streptophyta, Magnoliopsida, Sapindales, Anacardiaceae.